Molecule: messenger RNA, 717 nt
Organism: Batrachochytrium dendrobatidis JAM81
Lineage: Eukaryota; Fungi; Chytridiomycota; Chytridiomycetes; Rhizophydiales
Product: 3,4-dihydroxy-2-butanone-4-phosphate synthase RIB3
Exons: 2
Coding region: 1-717 (238 amino acids)
Biological process (GO): riboflavin biosynthetic process
Cellular component (GO): cytosol
Molecular function (GO): 3,4-dihydroxy-2-butanone-4-phosphate synthase activity
Source: RefSeq, a predicted model, not a curated record
AUGAAUAUACACAAGGUUGCUCGACUUUCAAACUACUAUAGAAAUGAAACUAUUCCUCAAGCUCUCGACUCUGCUUCAGCAACAGCCAAUGGUUUGGCACGCGGCGAAUUCGACUCGAUUGAGUCUGCUCUUGAAUCAUUUCGUCAGGGUGAAUUCCUUGUUGUUGUUGAUAAUGAAGAUCGCGAAAACGAAGGUGAUUUGAUCAUUGCUGGAGAAGAUUUUACACCUGAAAAAGCAGCAUUUAUGAUUCGAUACACGAGUGGUUUGAUUUGUGCACCAGCUACUGGUGAAGUUUUAGAUCGCUUAAAACUCCCUCUUAUGGUUGAAAACAACAACGAGUCUCUUAGAACUGCCUAUACGGUAUCCACCGACGCUUUGCAUGGUGUUACUACGGGAAUCUCUGCUGCAGAUCGAUCUUUGACUAUUCAAAACAUGGCGAAUCCAUCUGCUAGCCCGUUUGAAUUCUCACGACCUGGACAUGUAUUCCCAUUACGUGCUGUGCCAGAAGGUGUUUUAAAACGUGUUGGACACACUGAAGCUGCUGUAGACCUGUGCCGACUGACAAAAAAACAGCCCGUGGCUGCUAUUUGCGAAAUUGUAUUGGAUGAUGGCAAAAUGGCUCGCAGAGACGAUUUACGUGUUUUUGCUUCCAGAUUCUCACUGAAAAUGAUUACAAUCAAAGAUCUUGUGGAAUACAGAAUCCGUCAUGGCGUGUGA